AUGCCUGCCCCUGCACCAAAAGUGCCAUUAAAGAACCAAUGUUCGGUCAUAUUCGACGAUGUGCUCUACAUCUACUCCCCGGAUGCCUUCCAGUCGAUAGAAUUGAAAGAGGACGCAAAAUGGGAGGAACACACUAAUGGUGUAUCCGUAACGGGCGCCGCAUGUGUGCUGGGUGGAGUGGAUGGUGACAACCGAAAGCGUGCCCUAUACGUGGUAGGAGGCACAGCAAACUCGACCAACGCAGACUACCCCGGUAUACAGCGAUUCUCUUUUGACGACAAGUCCUGGACGACGAUAGAGCCGGUCGUGCAGGUCACCAGAGACCGCGUUCGUCAUGGUGCGAAUUACAUUCCAACUUCCAACGUUAUCGUUGUGUACGGCGGCACAUCUGUCAAAGGCUACGAGGGUCUCUCAUCCGAAACUUUCAUGAUCGAACUCGAGGAACCUUACAACGUACGAGCAUUCGACUCGACGGCACCCCCGGCGUCCCGACCCUUUGUGAUGCCAUGGGGAGACGACAGUGUAGUCAUGGUGGGAGGCAGCGACACCAAUACCAAAAUCUUCACCUUCACCGCGGGUGGUGGCUGGGUUGAUUUUGGCCUGGAGCUGCCCAGCCCGCUACCAGACGCGUCAGUGGCCCAGGCUGCCAUGUACACGCUGAACGACGGGUCAAAACUCCUGCAGACCUUUGCACUGGGCCAGGAGCCUAUUCAGGUCUCAACGAAUGUUCUCCUGAACCCUGGUGCAGUACCCGGCGCAUUUGGUCAGACCGUCGGCAACCCAACGACUCCGGCAUCAUCUCGCGCAUCGGCACCGUCUCAAGGAGCCGUGGGCAAACGUCAGCUUCUUGACACCUAUCCAGCCUACAACAGCAGCUCGAUCCCCGAAACCACCAGGACUGAUUUCUCAAUCGCUCAGGGAAGCGAUGGCCUGGUGGCAUUUGUGGGCGGGGAUGAAGAUAGCUCGGUCACCUUUUUCAACCAAGCAGACAACUCUUGGGUAUCAGCACAAGCCGUCCUCGGUGACGCACCUCAAGAACCGCUGCAGCCCUCCACGACCUCAUCCACAGCAACAAGCACUUCCUCGCCAACGAGUCCUGCAACCGAUACAGCAGCCGCAUCCACUGGAAGCGAUGGCAAUAACAACCGUAACACCUUUGAGAUACUCGGUGGUGUGCUGGGAGGCCUCUGUGGCCUCGUUGCCAUCCUUAUCAUCUUUCUGCUUUACCUGCGCAACAAAAAGCGCGCGCAAAAGCGUGCUGCCCAUAAAUCCUACCCGGCCGGCAAGAAAGCUAGCACGGACUUUGACUUCGAGGACGGCAUGCACCCACUCCGAGAGCAUGGACAACCCAUGGGUCGUAGCCCUGUCAAUUCGACCAUUAUCGCUCCUACCGCCGAGCGCUCCUCGACCGCCAUGUUCACCGCCCGUCCCAAUGACACUCUUACCCGCCGCAUCUCCUCUGACAACCGACUGCAACCGAACGCCCCACGUACGGACCACGGUAGCUACAGUGUCUUCGCACGCGAGAAGAGCCCGCUUGCUGGAGGCGGCAAGAGCUCACUCGCUAUCUCCAAGCCCAUGAAUCCGAACCUUGGUGACUACAAAGAGCGGCCGUCGAUCGAUUUGGGUCGUGCUACACCCGCGUCUCCUGUCAACGCCACGCCUCUGGCUACGAUUCCAACGCGUAACAAGUCACAACGCAAGACCGAUGAGGCGUGGGGCCGCUAUUUCUCUGGCGGCCGUGUUGAUCCUACAGCGGACUACCCUAGCCUGACCCCGGCAACUGCGACGGCGGCAGGAACGAUGGCAGCCCGACCUACCACCUCACGUGGACGUGGCGGAAGCGGUGGUGGCGGCUUCUGGCCUGGUUCCGGCGCGGUGCCGACGCCUAAGUCUCCCAAAUUUGCCUUUCGCGACAGCGUAGGUAACACUCUGCAAACGCGAAGUGUAGGAACUGCGACGCCCGAGAUGGAAAAUGGUCCCUCGUACCUGAACGUCGCGCAAGCCAAAGCAGGGCGCAUUAGCAACGCGAACUCGUUUAGUAGCGACGGCAGUGAUUAUGAGGAUGAAGAGGUCCUGGAGGCGGAUCGCGAUGCAUUUAGCAGUGGCGUACCCGCUAGCGUAAGGGACGACAGCCCCUGGACACCGGUGGGCAACACGUGGAGCGGACCGGCACAGCGGCCGCUGCGUAGCUUCAGCAAAGGCAAAAAUGACCUCCCACCUACCUGGCCAACGGCGCCGGCGCUGACGCCGGGGACGGACAGCUCUGGGGGUACGAGUCAACGGACGGGUUCGUCUGGUGGGAUUCCGAACUUCCCCAUGCCGGGGAGUGGUGCGGCGAGGCCGAUGAUCAGCGAGGUCCAGCAUCCAGCGGCAACGCAUGGCCGAAGUGCGUCUAGGGGCCAGCAGGACGGCUACUUCCCGCCUGCUGGAGGACACCGGCGUGGUCCGAGUGUCAAUACAGACGUGUCGUGGCUUAAUUUGGGGGCGGGAGGCCGUGGGAAUGGCAACGGGCGAUAG
Cyphellophora europaea CBS 101466 is the source of this 2520-nucleotide messenger RNA. RefSeq lists its product as uncharacterized. The record is from RefSeq and is a predicted model, not a curated record. Bases 1 to 2520 code for a protein of 839 amino acids. The transcript has a single exon. NCBI's taxonomy places the organism in Eukaryota, Fungi, Ascomycota, Eurotiomycetes, Chaetothyriales, Cyphellophoraceae. Gene Ontology annotation, molecular function: protein binding.